GAUCAUGAGUACCAGAGCGUCGUACCAUCGCCUUUCUGCGUCUGACGUGGCUAUGGUGGAUUUGUAAACGAGGGCCCUCGAGAGUCUCAUCGACUCUCUCUCACGUGAGUGACUGCCUACCAACGACGACGACACUGUAAGACUGAAUAGUGUGCGAAACUUGUCGUCCUCGCAAGACCAUUGGAAAUGUGUAGUAGCCUCGAGAGCAGGUCGCAGAUCAGAGGUGCUGAAAAGCGAGACGUGAGGUGACAGACACACAGACCCAAGCUCAAGCAAACCGACAAGAUGCUCGUCAACGCAAAUUUUCCAGUCGUCCACUGUAAAGCCACCGACCCGUACUGCUGGGGUAGGAAAGGAAAGGAAACCUUGACGGCCUCUGCUGACAUCUGUUUCCAAGACUCAAGGAGGAGGAUCCCUGCUCCGGAUACGCCCUGCCAAUGAUCCCCCAACCCUCACUCUAGCACGGGUGCCUGGGAAUUGCAUCAUGUGACGAGAUGGUCUUGAGAAGUCGCAAACAUUUGUCAUGCACUGGUGGAGGAGCUGCAUGCUGGUGACAGGAGAACCUCUAGAUCUCUUGAGAACCAGUCAGUCAGUCAGGAUUUUACGAGCCUUCGAAGCUCUGGCUUCUUCUCGUGGGUGUCUGUCUGUCUGUCUAUCUUCGAAGCUGAGCAUUAGAAUUCGAGCAGCUCUGCCUGCUUUCAGAGAAUUUCUGAGCUCAGUGUCAGCUCAUUUUCUUCUGAGGUUUGAAUACUGGUGCUGCAGGAGGAGGUGUUCGAGAGCUGGAUUUGUGAACUGGAUGACUCUGCGUGUAGGUAGGUAGGAAGGUAGGUAGUCAGUGACUGGACAUCGAUUGCAGUGCAGCUUGUAUAUAGAAGGUGUCGAAAUUCGACGAAAUGGUAGCGGAUGAGACAGUUCCCAGCGCACUGGAAUUGGGAAACGGAACCUUGAAGCAAAGGCAUCAUCAAGCAGAUCCGGACGCUGCCAAUAAGGAUGCAGGGGCCUUGUUCGUCUUGGAAUCCAAAGGGACGUGGAAGCACGCAGGAUUUCAUCUGUCGUCGUCGAUUGCCGCGCCGCCGCUGCUGACGCUGCCAUUCGCCUUUGUGGCCUUGGGCUGGGAGUAUGGAGUGCUGAUGCUCGUGCUGGGCGCCGCUGUCACAUUCUACGCCUACAACUUACUGUCCAAGGUGUUGGAGCAUCUGGCCGAGCAAGGUCGCCGUCACCUUCGAUUCCGUGACUUGGCCACCGACGUUCUCGGACCUACUCUCUCGAAAUGGAUCGUUUAUCCGACGCAGCUCGUAGUCUGUAUAGGGGUGGUAAUUGCAAGUCCCCUUCUGGGAGGAAUCAGUAUCAAAAUUAUAUACAAACUGUAUGCUCCUGAUGGAGAUCUCAAGCUCUAUCAUUUCAUCAUCAUAUUUGGAAUCGGAUUGAUAUUCGUCGGCCAGAUGCCAUCAUUCCAUUCCUUACGUUAUAUCAACUUCGUGUCUCUCGUUAUGACUCUCUGCUACAGCUUCACAGUUUCCGGAGCUUGCAUUUAUCUAGGUAAAUCGGACAGAGCUCCUGCUAAGGAUUACAAUCUACCGGGAAGUGAAACUCAGAAAGUUUUUGGAGCGUUCAACUCCUUGGCCAUCAUUGCAACGUCGUAUGGAAAUGGAAUCAUUCCGGAAAUACAGGCAACUCUGGAGCCGCCUGUGACAGGCAAAAUGUUCAAGGGUUUGACAGUGGCUUAUGCCGUGGUCAUCUCCACCUUCUUCACCGUCGCCAUUUCCGGGUACUGGGCUUUCGGAAAUUCUGCAGCAGGCAGCAUCUUCACCAAUUUCCUUGAAGCCGAUGGAACGCCACUUGUUCCCAAAUGGCUCAUUGUCAUGCCCAACGUCCUAUGCAUCAUCCAGCUUCUGUCUGUCUCCAUUAUAUACUGCCAACCGACAUUCGAUUUGUUGGAGGGCAAGAGUGCAGACGUAGAGAAAGGACGAUUUUCUGCUCGGAAUUGGAUCCCUCGUCUGAUUCUGCGCACGACAUUUCUGUGCGCGUGUACUCUGAUCGGCGCCAUGUUUCCCUUCUUCGGCGAUGUGAACGCCAUAAUCGGGGCCUUCGGGUUCACUCCGCUGGACUUCGUGUUCCCAAUGCUGUUCUACAUCCUGGUCUUCAAGCCGCCCAAGCGCUCCAUCAAAUUCUGGGGCAACCUCAUCCUCCUCGUUGCUUACACUGGGGUCGGUGUGGUGGGCGCCAUCGCUGCCAUCCGCCAGCUCGUUCUGGACACCAGCUAUUAUAAGCUUUUUGCCGAUAUUUAGAAGUCCAUAUUUCUUGCACAUGAGUAAAAUUUUGUCCACACGGAGUUC
Molecule: messenger RNA, 2336 nt
Organism: Marchantia polymorpha subsp. ruderalis
Lineage: Eukaryota; Viridiplantae; Streptophyta; Marchantiopsida; Marchantiales; Marchantiaceae
Source: the annotation of a GenBank genome assembly